AUGGUCGUGUUUCCUCCUUGGAGAGCGUUCCUUCUACUGCUGCUAAGCGUUGCGUUAGCAGAAGACUCACCACCCGGCCUCGUCAGCAAAGACAGCGAACAGGAUCUUGUAGCUGAAGCAUCACAAUCAGGUGCACAAGCUCAGAAGCGUGAUGCUGCACUUUCCAAUUCAUAUGGUGAGCCACUGCCGGCCAACGCAUACGGACCACCGCUGGACUUAAACAUUAUUCCAGAUAUUCAACUACCGGCACCUAUCUACGGAGUACCAGAUAUCAAAGGCUUCCCCGACACGCCGCCAGGAGCUUACGGACCCCCCUCACCUGUAGUCUUCCCCAACCAGCAAUACGAAGGUCCACCGCCACCUGUCUCCAAACCAAAACCUAUCUACGGCCCGCCGAAACCGAAACCAGUGUACGGACCACCGAAACCUAUCUACGGUCCUCCAAAACCAGUAUACGGACCACCAAAGAAAACGUACGGUCCACCUAAAUUUACAGUACCAAAGCCAAAUUAUGGUGCACCAUUCAAACCACCGAAGAUUACAUUCCCGAAACCAGUAUACGGUGUACCGAAACCGGUUUAUGGUGUUCCAAAACCAGUGUACGGGCCGCCUAAGAUCAAUUACGGAGCUCCAUUAAACGUAAACAAUUUCCAAUUACCAGAUCUGUCAAAUCAAAUCUUCCAACAAAACGUUGGCGUCGGUAAUUUUGAUUUGGGAUUAAAUCUACCAGCUCCGAUAUAUGGAACUCCUUUACCUAGUCUUCCAUUGGAUUUGAAACCUAACUUCCCAAUACCAUCAGACACUUAUGGUCCACCGGGUCACAUAUUAGGACCAGUAGGACCUAAUGACCAAGUAGUGGUCCACGAUUUCGAUAAUGGUGGACAUUACGGUCCUCCACAACCGGAUCCGAACCCGAGACCACCUCAUCCAGGUAUCCCAGCACCACCUACUCCUCCUCACGUCUUGUAUGAUGGAUGGAAACCGAUUCCUGGAGUAUCCAAACCAUUGGUAGAACAUGUUGACAUACAUACAUCUAAUAUUCACGCAUCAAAUAUUAAUACAGCAUCCCAUAUACACAUAGACGAUCAGUACGGACCACCACCUCCUGUUCCACAAGUGCAAGAAAUCCACGUAAACUUAAAUGGUAACUUACAAAAUGUAAACCAAGGGUAUUCGAACGCACAAAUAUCAACAGGCUACUCCAAUGUACACCAAGAUGCAUUAGCGAAUAUCGAUUUAAACGCAAUCGUUGGUGGUGAUUCCAAUCACAUCGAUCAAUCAAAGACUGUCUUCGAAGCGCAUUACACUGAAAACAAUCCUCAUGGUAAUCUAUUAAUCCAAUCAACAGGAUUCGACAAGCCAAUAGAUAGCUACAGCGCUCCGCCGUUAGACUCAUUAUCCAAUGGACCGUACCCACCUUCUUUAAGACAACAAGGAGCAAAGCUCAUAUCACCUACAAAUAUCUACGGAGUACCUAAACCUCAUGCCAACUUACCAUUACCAUAUGGUACAUUCUCCGGUGGUGGACACUCCAUACACACUGGAGGUAACACACCAAAACAUCCUAUCAAAUUCAGAGAAUCAGUACCUGAAGGAUUGAUACAGCAAAUCGGGCAUACAGUACACCACAAAGAUUCUCAUGGUAUAGAUCAUUUGAAACAAGGACCAGGAUAUUUACCCCCACCUAUUAGAGAAAUAAAAGACAUAAACACACAAACCGGUAACCAUGGAUACAACGGUGUAUCCGUAUCUAUAGAACCAUCGAAUCUAUACAGUUUACCACAUUCAGGCAGUCCAAUAAACUUCCAAAAUCUUCAGCAACCUAGCAAUUUAUACGGAUCACCAAUAGAUUCGUAUUCUGCACCUUUACUAACUGUAGGCGACCAUACAGCUUCAGGAUCAAGCAAUAACGCAGUCACCGCUACUAUUGAUGGAACUAUCCUAGCGAACCUAUCUAGCUUAGAAGCUGCAGCAAUAUUAAAGCAUUGCCCAUACCAUGAAGCUAUUUUAAAAGCUGCGAAAGCAGGAGAGAAAAUCCCAGCUGAUUUAGCAUCGAAAUAUGUAGCUAGCUUAAGUUCUUUAGGCUCAACAUUCGCUAAAAAUCAUCAAAAUAUUAUAACAUCACAAAACAAUUUCAAUAUACCAGCACCGGGCAGUGAGUCUGUUUCGUAUAAUACCAAAGACCUAUCCACUGCAUCACACACCUUGGUACAAACAAUACUACCUACAAAUACAAUAAAGAAUGAAAAGACAGAAAAAACAAGCAUCCAAAAAGGUAAAUCGUUAAAAGACGAGACUGGAAAACAUACUCACAAAGAAGAAAACAUAAAUACAGUAUCAGAACAAAUAUACCAUACGUCGCAGAAAAUUAAAAAUCUAAGCGAAGAAACCAAACGUUUGCAACAGAAGUUAGCUUCGAGUAAUCAAAAUUUGAAUCAAUACGGAUCUGAAAUUCCUGUAAAAGGUAACUUAGCGACUUAUUCCUUACAAAUACAAUCGUCAGAAGACGGUAAAGGAAAAGGAAGUCCUUCCAUACCUCACGAACAAUUACUAUCAGAAGGUCUUCUACAAAGUAUCUUGCAAGCGAUAGAAGAACCUACACAAACUCAGAAAUCCACUCAAAUUAUAAAAUCACAACAAACGAUUGAUUUCGGUAAUUUAGAUAUCGGCGGUUUAGUUUUACCAGCAGGUUAUGAACCUGUUGACAGAACCAAAGACAAACCACAACAAAGAGAUCAAGAUAUACAAAGCACGAAAAACAUACAACAAAUAUUGCAUAGAGAAAGCACUAACCAUAAACAUGAAGAUCGUAUUGACUGUGAUUUGAAACCAGAUAACUCAAUAACACAUACAAUUGUGGUUCCUGCGCCUGGAGUAGAAACUAUUCAGCCAGUAAAAGAUAUCGAAGACAACGAUGUUGCUAUAUAUUUCGGCAGUUCUGUUACAGAAUCAAAUAAGCCAGUUACCGAAAUAUCAGUAGCAACUAGCAUUAGUGAAAAUAAGAACAGUAAAACAUCAAGUUUCGGUGAAAAAGUUAAAAAACGAUCAUAAAUUAUUGAAUUUAGGGUAGAUUCUAGUCUGUUAGACCAGUGAGCAACAAUGAAGUUGUAAAAUUAUAUUAAAAUAGUACAAAUAGAUAACUUUAAAUCAUAAAAUUACGUAAUAAAGAACUUAAUCCGUCCAGAAAUCUCAUCAAAAAAUUCGUUCCCAUAUAUCAUUCUUAAUUUAUUGACUUACGUCAGUCACAUUAAGUACCUUAUAUUUUGGACUAAAGAUACCAAAACGGGUAUUUCAUGAAGACUAUGAUGUUUCGUAGAUGAUUGUUGAACGCAUUAUGAAUACAAUUUUACAAAGCUCACUGGAGCCAUUUUAUAGGCUUAAAUUAAUAAAAAAUUCCAUUCUGAAUUUUAAUACAACGCUCUCGAAGUAAAAUGGACGCCAUAUUUGAUUGUUUUGACAGCUUUAUUGUUAAAAUAAAACUGUCAAGACUUUACCGCGAAAGUUUUAUUAUCACGUAAAAUUGUUUUAUUAAUUUAUUUUUUGUAUUUAAAUUAUUUAUUAUUAAUAAUCUUAGCUUUAAAGUCUAUACAGUAUUUGGGUGUAAGGUUGCUAUGUGGCUCUUGUUAAAGAAAAAAAAUAUGAAAUUAGAAAAAAUAACGUCUCAAAGUCUGUAUUGUCAUGAUUAGUGAUGUGCUAUUUAUUAAUAAGAUGUCGAUAUGAAUGAAUUUUUUGUCUGUACAA
Papilio xuthus (Asian swallowtail) is the source of this 3741-nucleotide messenger RNA. RefSeq lists its product as uncharacterized. Lineage: Eukaryota; Metazoa; Arthropoda; Insecta; Lepidoptera; Papilionidae. The coding region runs from base 1 to 3051 and encodes 1016 amino acids. The record is from RefSeq and is a predicted model, not a curated record. The transcript is spliced from 5 exons.